AUGGACGAAGCCAAACGAGUUCUGCUCGGAACGAUUUAUUCAAGCGAGCGAAAUCUGCGUGAUGCGCUUCAAGUAAUUGUUGAUGAUGUUAGCGAUCUUGAGCUUGCCUGGCCAUCCAUGACACCCUUGUUGCGGCGCCAUCACCAAGAAGCGCUGACGGAGCUACUUACUGGAGUAACUGAUACGUUGACUAAAAAUUCUCUGAUGUCCAAAAACAUAACCGGUAUUACCAGCUUCAAGGACAAUGAUGCCGUAGAUCAAUUUUUCCAAAACUGUGAAAUUCCCAAUCACCAUGACCUGAAGGUGCUUAUGAAAAGCGUUGACGAGGAAGAGGCAAGAUUACAAUGGUGGUUUAGAUGGAGGCGAAAUAGAGCCAGCCACCAAAAUUGGGUCGCUGGCAGCAGGUCUCUUUCCACUGUGAGGGCCUUCUUGGAAUUUGACAUCCAGUUCUUUGAAGCGAAUGUCCGCGAGAAGAUGAAAGCUUUGCAGAUUGCGAGACAAUUUGCGGAAGCCUAUGGCGGUAAUAUUGAAGAUGACGAAGAACUGGAAGAGGAGUACUUUGAAUCUGAUGAGAUCUACGAAAGCGACGCUUUGGGUGAAUGA
This is a messenger RNA of Verruconis gallopava, 603 nucleotides long. RefSeq lists its product as uncharacterized. The record is from RefSeq and is a predicted model, not a curated record. The coding region runs from base 1 to 603 and encodes 200 amino acids. Lineage: Eukaryota; Fungi; Ascomycota; Dothideomycetes; Venturiales; Sympoventuriaceae. The transcript has 3 exons.